Molecule: messenger RNA, 3519 nt
Organism: Ananas comosus (pineapple)
Lineage: Eukaryota; Viridiplantae; Streptophyta; Magnoliopsida; Poales; Bromeliaceae
Exons: 6
Coding region: 234-3014 (926 amino acids)
Biological process (GO): SCF-dependent proteasomal ubiquitin-dependent protein catabolic process
Cellular component (GO): SCF ubiquitin ligase complex
Source: RefSeq, a predicted model, not a curated record
CGCAAAGCAAACCGAAUAACACCGUCCACGUGUCGUCCUCGGACCGAAUCAGCGACCGCGCCUCGCCUUUCGAAACACCUCCGCGACACACCGGAACACGCCACCACCCCCAGUACCCAUUUGCGCGGGAAACGGGCCCUUCUCCCCGCACGCUUCUUUCCGAACCCUCGCCCCCUCUUCCUCUCUUCUGAUCACUCCCUCUACCCCCUUCGCAAAACCCUAAACCCCUUCCAAUGCCAUUGCUGAGGUCGCAAAAGCUCGCCCCCAAACCAUUGGACCCUCCGCCGCCGCCCUCGGCCCCGCCGAUCGAUCCCUCCACCCCGGCGAGAUCCGAUGCGUCUACGAUCUCUCCGUCUCUCUCCCCGGCUUCGUCUGUCGCGCUAGGGUUAGGGUUCGACUCCUCCGGAGGAGCCGCGCCGCCUCCACUGCGGCGGAGCCUCCGCCUCGCCUCGGCGCCGAACUCCACUCCGGCUCGACCUCUUGCCAUGGAUUCCGCCAGGGGAAAGAGGAAGGCACGAUCUAGGCUUUCUAGUUUUCCUGCGGAGGAGAAGGGUGGUGAGAUGGGGGAGAACGGGGUAGGGCCAAAACCUAGGGUUUCGGAGGGAGGUGCGAUGGAGGGGAGGAUCAUGAACCUUCGGUCUGGUGGUCGGAUUGUGCGGAGAAGGAUGGAAAUGAAUGGCGCCGAGGUUGGUCACGGCGCGGAAAACGAGGAUCGGAUGGUUCUCGAAGCUAGCAGGAACCGCGAGUUGGUGGUUGAAAUAGGCAGAGGAACUCAGCAGGAUAAAAAGGCGGAAGAGGGAAAGGGGCCUAGUAUCGAAGAGAAAGAAACUGUCGAAUUUGUCGCGGAAGAAGAUGAGGAAGAUUUGCAGAAUGGAGACAGAUCGGUGAAGCGACAAAAGCUCGGAAGAUCGAAAGCAGUAGAAGUGCUCAGAGGAGAAGCAGAUGAGAGUAAAGUCACCAAGCUUGAUUCAAAUGUUGCUAUCCCAGAGCUCGAAAAAGGUGGCAAUGAGGAGAUAGACUCAAAAAAAUUAGUUGUCCCGAAUUCUAAUCACAAUAUAGAGGAUUUGCCAGUUAGGUCUUCUAAUUCUAUGGAAGAUGCCAACAAGGAAUCAGUGGUGAGAUACAUGACCCUAAGGUCAGGUUCCAGGAUUGCCGAUAGAAGUACCAAAGUGGAUCAUGUUAAUUUGGAUGAGGUUCACAAGGAUGGCACGCAAGUACAUGCAAAGAGGAGAUAUAGCUGUGAAGAGAAGGGGAAAGGUAGGCUGAUAUUGGAUGAUGAGCAUUUAGAAAUAUAUUCUGGUAAAGAGACAGUUGUUCAACAAUUUAAUGGAGGCGUUAUUAAUAGCGAACCUAAUGAUAGUGGUGGAGCAGGUGUUCCUGGGAAGGGAAAGAUCAGUGCUGAAGAGAAGGGGAAAGAGAAAAUGGUUAUAGAGGAGGAUUGGGCUGAAAUUGACGGUAUUAUGGGAAAUUCACAGAUGAGGGCUGGAUCAGUUCGGCUUAGAGAGCCUGAGACGGUGAAAGGACUAAUUGAGUAUCGGAGAGAAGCAGAAAGGAUCAAAGCGAUCGAGUUGGCUCCCAAGUUUGCCUUCUUUAAAUCUGAAGAAGAUAACCAGAAUGAUGAGGAGGAUUCGGAUGAGUUAGAACCAGAAGCAGGCCCUCAGGAUUGGCCAGGCCCUUUUUCAACUGCUGUUAAGAUAAUUGAGGAGCGAGAAGCUAGGCUAAGAGCUCGUGAAUCAAAUUCUUCAUCAAAGACGGAGAAAUCUACCAAUCUGAGGAUUUCAUGGGCACCUUCGAAGGAGACGAUAUCUGACCAUUUUGUUCGGCCCGCUCCAUCACUCAAGGACUUGUCGUUGAAAGUACUGUUGGAUAAUGCUGAAGAAAUUGAAUCACUGGAAGGUGUUCCAGACAUGCUCAAGCAUUGGCUCAUACUGAUGCUUUGCAGGUCAAGGAAGAUGAAUUCUCGUCUUCUUGCUCACAUCCUUAGUGGGAGUCCGACAGAAAUAUAUGUAAGUGAUUGUUCGUGGAUAGCAGAGGACGAGUUUGAGGGGAUUUUUGGCAAAUGCGAUACUACGAACUUGAAGGCGGUACAGCUUGAUCUGUGUGGACGAUGUUUGCCAGAUUACAUAUUGCGUGCUACCUUGUCCCGGUCUCCUUGCAGUUUGCCAUCGUUAACCAUGAUGUCUUUGAAGGGUGCAUAUCGUCUAUCUGAUGAUGGGCUAGAUGCAAUAGUGUCUUCAGCACCUUCGCUAAGUUCGCUAAAUUUGUCCCAAUGCUCUCUGCUCACGUCAACUGGAAUCAUUAAUCUGGCCGAGAAGUUGCAUUCAGUACUGAGAGUACUUAAUAUUGAUGACUGCCAAAAUAUCAAUGCUAUGCUGAUUCUUCCAUCACUGAAGAAGCUUAAGCAUCUGGAGGCUUUGUCAAUGGCUGGCAUUCCAUCGGUCUGUGACAAGUUCAUUCGGGAGCUGAUUCCUGAAUGUGGUUCGAACAUGAGGGAGCUUUGCUUUGCCAGUUGCCUGAAAUUGACUGCCUCAUCAAUUAAAACAAUUGGGGAAAAGUGCCCUGGAUUAUCUGCUAUUGACCUUCGAAACUUGAAUCGGCUGAAUGAUUCUGUAUUAGGACAUCUUGCCAAUGGUUGUAGAUUGAUUCAAAAACUUAACAUUCGCCGUAAUGCAUUCAGUGAUCAAGCAAUUGCUGCAUUUCUGGAAGCAUCUGGAGGUUCCCUGACUGAACUUUCUCUAAACAAUGUUGAAAAGGUUGGGCAUCACACUGCCUUAGCUAUUUCGCGCCGAUGUUCCAACCAUUUACAAUGUCUCGAUCUUUCCUUUUGUCGCAAGAUGACUGAUGAAGCUUUGGGUUUAAUCGUCGACAGUUGCCUAUCAUUGAGGAUUCUCAAAAUAUUUGGAUGCACCCAGAUAACAAAUGUAUUCCUGGACGGCCACUCAAACCCUCUUGUCAAAAUCAUUGGGCUGAACGGGCAGAUAUUGGAUCAUAUCAAUAUUCCCGAGUUCUUGUAAGGCACUGUAUUUCUUUCCCUUUUUGCACUUUCAUACCUCAUUUCUUGGUUCCGAGAAGUUUGAAGAAUUUUCGAAAAAGAAUCUCACCUUUUUCUCUAAUACUCAGAAGACAAUUUGCCUUUGUGAAAUCUUAAAGAUGUCUGAAUAGACAACUACAUGAAACGAAUGGUGUCUUUCAGAAAAGAAUGGAGAAAUGUAUACACAGAAACCAUAUGUUAGUGGAUACUCUUUUGUAUCGCUAACGCUUUUUGAACGAAAUAGAUGAUUCUGACAUCGCAUGGUUAUUACCAAUUAGGGUUAAAAACUUCAUGGUGGGUUUGUGGAUUACACUACAGAAUGUUUUGUUUCUUUAUAGCGUAGUUGUUUGUGUACUACAAUUGUCAAUAAAUUUUGUAUUUCAUCCCGCCCGCACAGGCCAGAGAAAGUUGCAGGACACGAGAAAGCUGUUUAUUAACGACAGUAUUGUUUUUAACUGCUAAAUGAUUUUCACUUGAACUUCUUCCAA